AUGCGGAAGGGCUCGGAGGCUGAGCCUUUUGAUGAGUUUGCAGCCCACUUUCGGGCCGCUCUGACUCGAGUCUCAUUCUACUCCCCUCUCGAUCCCGUCGAGCUAGUCGUUCUGGUGGAAUUUCUGAUCUCUCGCCUGAGUGGUAUUGACGUUCGGCGAAGCUUGAGAGUGGAGAGUGAGUACUAG
Molecule: messenger RNA, 186 nt
Organism: Penicillium diatomitis
Lineage: Eukaryota; Fungi; Ascomycota; Eurotiomycetes; Eurotiales; Aspergillaceae
Exons: 1
Coding region: 1-186 (61 amino acids)
Source: RefSeq, a predicted model, not a curated record